This is a messenger RNA of Paraglomus brasilianum, 2936 nucleotides long. Lineage: Eukaryota; Fungi; Glomeromycota; Glomeromycetes; Paraglomerales; Paraglomeraceae. The record is from the annotation of a GenBank genome assembly.
UGUUGAUAUAGUGAAUACAAUGGUUGAAAAUAGGGGCACUAAAAUUUUUAGCAUCUGGACAGCUGAUAAUCAAAGAGUCCAGCUAUCUUACAUUGAUCCUAAGACUCUUGCGACCGUCACGUGUAUUGAUGCUUGUCCGCUACAACAAUCUAAUACAACAACGCAAACGUUCAACUUCGUUACUCAAGUUAAAACGACUGCAUUGCAAGUGAAUGUGAUCGAGUUCAAUGGACUCGGGGGUGGAUUUCAUCAAAUUCAGUUCUAUCAGAGCGAUAUAGUAGUUUAUGCAGCGGGAUAUGGAAAUUUCCCUUCUUGCAUUCCAACGCCGUUCAGUCCUUCCAUCUCAACGACAGGCACUUGGACUCCAGUAGUUAUCCAAGGAGCUUGGGAAACAGCCUUACAGACCACAAUUCCUGCAGCAUCGUACGCAUCCAGCAACGCGUCCAUCACUUUGACGCCGUACGUCCCCCAAACGGGUGAUUAUUUGGUAACGCUCCAUCUCCCUCCAUGUACGCCCAAUUGCGAGGCGGCGGUUACAAUAUUGGUCACAGUAAACGCGCUACCGGGACUAGCCAUAGUUAAGAAUAUAACUACGAAUAACUUGAAACCUAGCGAUAUUCCAGUGUAUACAGGAAAAGUACUUGCUACAAGCAAUACAUUUAAGCCCUCAGUGGUGAUUGAAUUAGAUAAGCAAGCACCACCGAAUCCAGGUCAAACCGCGUUCCAGAUUGAUAUUGGAAACGUAGCAUUUACGAGAACAAAUAGUGCACCACCAUUAAGUGGAGUGUUUCAGUAUUGGUUAAACGUUAAUGGAGCUGUCAAGCCUUGGGGUGGUCUGAACGGGGUUCUUCCGGAUAGGGCAAACGUAAAAUCUUUGGCAUUGCUCUCUAAAACCCAAUUGAUCAUUGGCGGAACGUUCUCCGAUGCAAGAUUUUCUAAUAUAGUAUUAUAUGACGGUUCUAAACUUGUCACUCUUUCCAACGGGGGGCUUAAUGGACCCGUGAACAGUAUUAUCAGCAUUUCCUCUGACGAAAUUAUCGUUGGUGGUUCAUUUACUGGAACUGUCGAUCAAGCUCAGACAAUGUUAAAUAAUAUAGCGAGAUAUAAGCUGUCUACAACGGCCUGGACACAAGUAAGCGGAGGAGUGAACGGUCCGGUGAAUGUGCUAGACUAUGCUAAUGUUAGCAACAACAACCAAAUAUUCGUCAGUGGACAAUACCAAGUGAGAUAUGGUCCUGGAAAGACGGAUGGUGAAUUGUCAUCUGGAUUCGAGUUAUGGGAUGAGGGACAGAAUUCUUGGGCCAAUAAUACUGGUUUUAUCAACGGAAAUAUUAAAGACAUUAUGUCACUUACAGUAAAUGGAGAUGCAGUUACAUAUAUUUCUGGAAACAUAAUUUCCGCAUCACCCUUGCGAAUGUUUGGAGCUAGUCUAUUGGAUCCUCAGGGUGAUAUUACUCCAUUGCCAAUUGUGCCGACUAGUGUUAAUGGCAGUGCCCCCCAAGUUUCUAUCUACACUGGAGCGUUCUAUGAAAACUCUGAUGGCGAAGCAAUAACCGUAAUAGGUGGAAGUUUUACGCUUGGCACUACAAAGAACAUAGCAUUGGUUAAAAACAGCAACAUUCAGUCUCUUUCAGGCGAUAUUGAUGGUACUAUUCAAACAGUACUAAUUAUAGACGAUACACUCUACAUUGGCGGUGUAUUCUCCUCUUCGAAAGGUGAUGGCUUUGCAGCGUAUAAUCUAAAAUCGAACGAGUUUGAUGAUAUACCUAAAUUGAGUGGUGCAGAGGGUGUCAGUGUGAAUGUUGUGAAACGGAGACAGAAUAGGGAGAUACUGGUUGGAGGGGUGUUUGACAAAGCAGGCGAUAUUGAAUGCAAAGCUGUCUGUAGUUUUGAUGCUAAUAAUAAUCAAUGGAAUGCAUUGGGAAACACAAAUAUUGAUGGAGAAGUAUUUGCGAUCGAUUUUGUUGAGUCAAACCAAAAUCUCUUUUAUAUAGCUGGUAAUUUAACUGUAAAUGGGGAAAGGACUUAUCUUGCAGAAUACAAUUAUGGUCAAUCUACGUGGCGCUCCAUUACAGAAUCCUCUUCCCUAUCCGGUAUACCUUCUGCUCUCGCAAUAGAUGGCUCUGCUCAACGUAUUUGGAUAGCUGGACGUACUGACGCAGGUGCUGCAUACUUAUAUGAAUACGAUGGAUCAAAAUUUAAUUCAUUCACUACUGGACUAAUAUCAACUUCGAGGAUAUCUCAGUUGACUUUCCUACCAAUUAAUGGGAAUAAUCCAGGCAAUGAUAUAAUAAACGGGAACAGAAUACUAAUGGUUGCUGGAGAUCUACAGUUGGAUAAUGGUGGAAAUUUCAGUACGGCAUUGUUCGAUGGGCAAAGCUGGCAUCCUUAUUUACAAGCUUCGCAGAAUGGAGGAAAGAACGGGAAUAUCUUGGGUAUCUUCUUUGAUAUUCCUCCAUCUAUCUCUAAUAAAAUAAUGGUAUUUGCAAUAGUUGCAGUAUUAAUGGCAGUAGCUUAUUACCGUCGCAAGGAAUUAAAAAGAGAAGCAGAAGAAACUACGACGGCAACAUUCGAUCUCAAUUCAAAGAUCAAAUUCGCAGAGGAUUUACUUCAACAAAGCGACAAGAAUUCAUCGGGUUCAGAGAAAGUGCGAAUAUCUUCUGGCACCGAAAAAUCUGCGAAAGUCGAUGCGAGUGAUUCCGGAGAACAAGCAUUUGUUGCCGGCGGAGGAGGAGGAUUAUUCAGCGAAUUGUUUGUCGGUGAUUUGGACGAUGCACAGAUCUUUUAUGCUCAAUAUCCGUUCGAUCCACGUACUGAGAAUGAACUGGGGCUCAAAGUCGGAGAUACCAUCUAUGUCGUCGACAGGAGUGAUCCUACAUGGUGGAUUGGAUUUGUAGAUGAUGGCACUGGACGACUUGUAAAGGGUGCCUUCCCUA